Messenger RNA from Chiloscyllium plagiosum (whitespotted bambooshark), 1854 nucleotides. It is a transcript of the gene hmces, whose product is annotated as 5-hydroxymethylcytosine binding, ES cell specific. NCBI's taxonomy places the organism in Eukaryota, Metazoa, Chordata, Chondrichthyes, Orectolobiformes, Hemiscylliidae. Gene Ontology annotation, biological process: protein-DNA covalent cross-linking repair. Gene Ontology annotation, molecular function: single-stranded DNA binding. The record is from RefSeq and is a predicted model, not a curated record.
GAUUUCCCCUCUACUGUAGGUAGCGAUUCGUGCAACGAACUCAGAUGCUCAAAAUAAUUUGCCAUGCAUUUGCUGUUAUAAUCUUCACUGUCAUUGCCAAACCCCAUCCUGUUCUCACCCAAUGUGCGUACAUCAAUCUGGAUUCACUUGGGAGUACCAGGAAUGGGCUCCUCCUCCUCCAAAUAAGGAAGUCACUGAGGCCAAAUAUUGCAGCCCUAUCCCCACAUGGUUGACACCAGCUGUCUCUGCGGUGCAGAGUCCGGAAAUCACAGCUAGAACUUUCCACAGCUGUGUAGCUCAGAGCUUCUGUAGGUGCGUUUUCUAACGGCCAAAAUCCGCCUACUUCAUGUCAAAAAAAAAUCUCGUGUCCUGCAACUGAAAUCGUAAAAGUUAGGAACCCAGAAAGGGGCCAUUCAGCCUGUGCAGUCAACAGCUCUUCGUCCAGUCAUAUUCCCCUUUCCAGUUCCUGCUCUGUAGCCUGGUAGUUUCCAGCAAUUCCAGGUGUAGCAUCUAAGGAUUUGUACCGAGACCAUCUCGCAGCGAUGUGUGGGCGUACUGCAUGCUCGCUGGCAGCUGAGCAGAUCAGACGUGCGUGUGCCUAUCGAGAUGGGAGAGGGAGGAGGAGGGACCCAGACUGGAGAGAUGGGGACCGCAAUAAGUACAAGCCUUCGUUCAACAAAAGCCCACAUUCCCACUGCCCGGUGCUGGUGUCCAGAAAGCACUUCCACAAAGAUGCAGACAGUACUGAGCAGCUCCUAGCGGCCAUGCGGUGGGGUCUUAUUCCCUCCUGGUUCAGAGAGAGCGAUCCUUCCAAAAUGCUGUACAACACCAGUAACUGCCGCAGUGACGGGAUGCUGCACAAGAACUCGUACAAGGACCCCUUUAUGAAGGGACAGCGCUGUGUGGUGCUGGCUGAUGGCUUCUACGAGUGGCAGAGGCAAAAUGGUGAGAAACAGCCUUACUUCAUCUACUUCCCACAGACCUGUGAGAAAGAGGAGGAGGAUGGGGAGGAGUGGAAGGGUCGCAGACUGCUCACUAUGGCCGGGCUCUUUGACCACUGGGCGCCUCCUGGAGGUGGUGAAGACUUUUACACCUACACUGUCAUCACGGUGGAUGCUUCCAAAGCCAUGGACUGGAUCCAUGACAGGAUGCCAGCAAUUCUGGAUGGAGAGGAGGCUGUGAGGAUGUGGUUGGAUUACGGGCAGGUACCAGCCAUGGAAGCUCUCAAACUGAUCCACCCGACAGAAAGGAUCGCCCUCCACCCAGUCUCCACCGUGGUUAACAAUUCCAGAAAUGACUUCCUCGACUGCAUCAAACCCAUUGAACUGGGAGUUAAAAAGGAGGUCAAGCCCACAGCCAGCAGUAAGCUGAUGAUGAACUGGCUACAGAACCCCUCUCCCAAGAAGGAAGAAGCCAGCCCUGGUAGCCAGCACACCGUGAAGGUGGAGACACCAAAGAAGAGCAGCGUGGGGUUGAUGCAGAUGUGGCUUCAGAAAACCGAGGAACCCUCAGCCAAGAAGCUGCGCACCAGCUGAGGGCUGGUUCCAAGGCAGGGCCUCAGGGGACCAGGAGAAGGUCGAGCUGUGUUUCCUAACAAAUAUCCCCUGGCUGUUCCGACUAGCUUGCAUUGGGUUUUUUUUGUUUAGUUUGUUGCAAAGUUCGUGUUGUGAUGUUGUGCAUUUGCCUGUAACCAUUCAAAAGGGGGUGGACGGGAAGGAAAUGCGAUUGAGCUGAAAUGAAGAAAAUCUGAAUUCCCCCCCUGCUCACUGGAGAAGGGACACGGCUGAGUUUUGACACUGGUUUGUCGGGGAAAUGUGCCUGGUGUAGGAGCUGGGAUAUGGGAACGUACGGUGA